Messenger RNA from Linnemannia hyalina, 867 nucleotides. NCBI's taxonomy places the organism in Eukaryota, Fungi, Mortierellomycota, Mortierellomycetes, Mortierellales, Mortierellaceae. The record is from the annotation of a GenBank genome assembly.
AUGUCUCAAGAACAACCCGGCUACUACUCCCCCGCCCCCGCUGGAGGACAAGUACCCGUUCCUGGCACCCCUAGCUAUCAAUAUGUCACCCCACAACCCCUCGACCCUUCCCAGCAACAAUACCAACAACAACAGCAAUACGCACAACAAUCCCCUCCCGGAACAAUCCUCCAGCAGCCCUACUACCCUGCCCAGUCUCCCGCCCCUGGAUUCGCACAACCCUCUACUGUGAUCUCCCCCGAGUUCAAGGAACAACCCGCAGCCAUCUACGCGACCGAGGCCCACCCCGCCCAGCCUGUGGUGAUUAAUGUUGAUGGUAUCGAGCGCCGUGGUUUGAUGGGCAAGAUGCACCAGUUCGAGAUGUGCUGUGGCUUCAUUCCUCUUCACACUGGUGCCAUGAUCAUUGCUAUCUUGAGUGUCUUCCUUUAUGGAGGUUUUGGUCUCGCCCUCCUGGUUUCUAGCACCUAUAGUGGAACUUGGUAUGGCAUCGUUUUCAUCAUCCUCGGAAUCGUCUACCUCGGUGUCGCCGCCAUCUCCGCCGCUGGUUUCAUGGGCGCAUACAGGGAAGACCCCAAGUGGGUCAAUAUCUUUGUCAAGUUCUAUGUCAUCGGCUACUUUGUCUGGGCCAUCAUCCAGCUCAUCCAAAUGGGUAUUAGUGUCGCCUACUACUCCAACUACUGCUCAAACCUCUCCACCUACUAUGGUUACUCCUGCGGUUUCGGUUGGGCUGGCUGGAUUAUCCCAUUCUUGAUCGGUUUGGCUCUCCAGUACUACUUCUGCUGCUGCCUGGUUUCUUAUCAGAGAGUCCUUUUGGCCAAGUUGAGCGGCGGUGAUGUUGAGGGUGGCAAGACCAUCGAGAUGCACUAA